Molecule: messenger RNA, 1548 nt
Organism: Striga hermonthica
Lineage: Eukaryota; Viridiplantae; Streptophyta; Magnoliopsida; Lamiales; Orobanchaceae
Source: the annotation of a GenBank genome assembly
AUGGCCGACGACAGAUUAUCCCAACUGCCAAUACCUAUACUUCACCACAUUCUCUGUUUCCUCUCCCAGAAAGAAGCUGUCCGAACAUGUUUACUCGCCAAACAAUGGCGCCACAUAGGAUCAACCCGCCCCAACCUCGACUUCUUCGAAGAAUGGUUCGGCAACGCACAAGAAAAGUUUGUCUCGGUCGUCGACCGAACCCUACAAGGAUACCGUGAUCAAAACCUCUCCGUACACAAACUCCAUCUCGACUUAUCAAGGCCCGAACCAGUCGUCUCCCUUCUCAACAAAUGGAUCCCGAUAUUAGCCCUCAACAUAAAAGUGUUCAAACUCAUCUUUCUUUCAUAUACUCCGGCGUAUUACAAACUGCCCUCGGCAGUCUUCUUAGCCGAGUCCCUCGAAGAACUACACCUACACCAAUGCAAGGUGAGCCGGGUCGAGAGCGUGCGGUUCAAACGUCUGCGCACGCUUACCCUCAAAGAGGUCUCAGUUGAUGAUGGGACUUUCGAGAAGAUAACGUCAGGCUGCCCUUUGCUCAGGCGCCUGGUCCUUUAUUGUUGUCACCGGUUGAGAAACGUUAGGCUGACAUCUCCUGGACUCGAGCACUUUGAAUUGCGUGAUUACAAAAGGAUCAAACCGUGUAGCAUCGAAAUCUAUGUCCCGAAUAUUGAGACGGUGUCCAUAAGGGGCCCGUGUAUAUGGUGUCACCGCCAAAGUGCAUUCUUGUUCUCUCGUCUCACGAGUUUGGAUCUCAAUAGUGUGAUCCUGUCGAGAGAGUCGUUCGACCUGUUAUCGUUCGGCUGCCCGACUCUUGAGAGGUUGACCGUAAGUAAUUGCUCCGGUUUUGAGGAAUUCCAUCUUGCAAGUGAUUCGGUCAAGUGGUUGACCAUCUCGACAAGCAAAAUAUUGCUUAAAGGAGCUACGAUUUGUGCCUCCAACAUUGUCAGAUUUGAAUUCACCGCCCGUAUUCCCAAGGUGCCAGACACAUUUUCUUUCACGACCACUACUUCCAAGGAGUGGCACUCACAUGUCAUCCUCUCUUCGGUUGAGAAAUAUCCCGAUUUCAAUGUCAAUUGGUGGUUCCUUAAGCUGAGACGAAUGCUCAAGGCACUAAGUGGGUCUCAAAUUUCUCUGGUUUUGCGGUUGAAUGGCGGCCCUGAGAACGUGCCCUGUAGUGCUAUUGUCGGUGACGAGCCGCCUGUGGCUGUGCGGGCCUUGAAUUUUUAUUCUCGUAAAUUGCGCACCGCGUCUUGGUAUAUGGGGUUUACGAAUGCCUUGUUCCGUGUUUGUCGACCGAGUCACUUAUGUGGUUGUUGGUUCGUGGACAACUCGGGAAAAUACAGGCUCUCGGCUUUUCAGUUAAACAUCUUGCUUGCAGACAAGAAAGUGAGGACCGAGCCCUACUCUUGGAGGCACGAUUUGGAGCAAGUGUUUGUAGAAACUCUCGACGGGCAACAGUGGCAGCUCAUGCUGUGGACGAAACCUGAGAACUUGCAAAGACGAAAGCAAGACGGGAUUAUUCGCCUUAGAUUGAAAUGGAGUUGUUAG